Messenger RNA from Dichomitus squalens LYAD-421 SS1, 2645 nucleotides. RefSeq lists its product as uncharacterized. NCBI's taxonomy places the organism in Eukaryota, Fungi, Basidiomycota, Agaricomycetes, Polyporales, Polyporaceae. Bases 99 to 956 code for a protein of 285 amino acids. The transcript has 6 exons. The record is from RefSeq and is a predicted model, not a curated record.
UGUCUCUCUUUCCUUCCUGCUUUCACGUAGUUCAUUAGCUGUUCUUGCCACGACCUUGACGACUCACUCUCAGUUGCUCUCGACCGAAAUCUGACGCCAUGAAACCGAGAGACUACUGUUGCUGCGCAAUACCUGUCGUCUAUGCUGGAAUCUACAUCGCGCUGCUUGAGCAGUUCGUCCUUGGUGUAACGGCUGGGGUGCUGUCUAUCGCUACGACUGAUAUCGUUGGAGCGUCCACCCCCUCAUUCGCGAAGUGGUUAUUUGCCAUAAUCUGCUGGAUCGCCGCUGGCGUUCAGAUUUUUGGUUUCGUAGCCGUACGCCAGGAGCGCCCUAUCUUCUACCGCCGAUAUGUCACCCUCCACUGCCUGCUUACAGUCGCCGCAUUCGGCGUCGGUGCGGCUUGGGUCAUCCUCUCGGCCACCCGUCACAAGCAGGCUCAGUCGAAGUGUAUCGCCGAUUUCUUCGGGAAUACUAUCUCUGCCAACAACUCCGAGGGCCAGACAUUGUGCGACAUCUUCCCGUGGGUUGACGUCGGCAUCAUGGGCGGGCUGUGGGUCCUGUUCGCGAUCGUUCAGACAUACCUUUACGUCGUCGUAUCCUCGUUCGGCAAGGGGCAACGGCGUGAUCACACGAGAUACUCGUCGCUUCUGAACGAGUCCAGCAAGUCGAUGACUAUCCCCUUGACAGAUCGUGGUGCGUGGGACCCGCGCACUUCCAUGGAAAACCUUGUUCAGCCCAGCGGCCACGCACGCCACGACAGCGACGCCAGCGUAGCGACCGUGAUGGCCGACAAGCCUCAGGGCUACUCCGACUACCCGCCCCACGUCCCGGGGAACGCCUAUACCCAGGAGCCCGGCCCCACCCCCCGCGUAUACGACAGCUACUACGAUAACUAUAAUGCCACCGGCGGCGUAGGCUACCCCGAGCGUAGCCAGGCCCAUCCUGGUGAGUUGUAGAUAGGAGCUCGCGCCAUUCCCACCCUUCUCGCGACUGUCCCCCGGGCAGACGUAGAUGCGGAAGGGUCGUUCAGGCGCAAGACUCCCAGAGCGCAGAAAGCAUCGGAAGACUUCAAUGUUUAUAACAACGCAUAUGGCAGUCGAUACUAGCGUACUCGUUACGAUACAUAGUCAGUGUGGCGCGGUCGGACAUGGACAUCUUGGACUAUUCACCGUUGUGUAAUUGACAUUUGCUUUCGAGCAAUUUGCAUCCGAUAUUUUCAAAAUGGACUAGCCUGCAGCAUUGUGAAAGAGCGUUGACGCUUGAUUGCUAUACAGUACAUCUGUCCACUGCACUGCUACAUGUUCUCAAUCAUACGGUCCUCCCACGGACCAAGCUGCAAGUUGAUCAUUCUGUCCUUUGCAAUGCGAGCCCACCGCUGUUCUCGGGCUCCUUCCGCCAUGAUCUGGGCCCUGAAGCAUAUGCAGACAUGUUGGAGCGGCAUGUCCCGGAGUAGCACUACGCUCUCUAUGGAGUCGCAAAGGGCCCGCUCUUCGUCUUUCAAGGCUACCGCGUACCAGGCAUUGAUCACCUGAAGCUUGAACGUAGCCAGGCACGGCGGCAGAGCAUUGACGAAGUUGCUGCGCAACUCGUCCACGGUGACCAGAUGCAACGCAAAAUAUUCCAACGCGGGUAGAUUCUCCAGGCACUGGGUGAUCACCGUGCUCGAGAGACGGCUGCAUCCCAGGAGGACCAGCUUCCGGAGUCUGGGCCCGUACGAGGCCGCCAGGGACUCGAGAUGGUGGUUACGGAUCUCGAAGCCGAGCCGGUGCCCGAGCGCGUACGUGAACGACUCGAGGUGCGCGUCCGGGAAGCACCGGUCCACGGUGUGCCUGUCGAAGUAGCUGCCCGUGACGCCGUGCAGGGUGACGUGCCGCAGGCAGGGCAUCCGCACCGCGUCGUGGGCCUCCGGCCGGGCCACGAUCUCCCCGGAGAAGCGAAGGGCGACGGCGCUGUCCGGGAGGACCGCGUCGAAGAUGUCGACGCGCGUGUCGGGGUUCAGGUAGAGCUCGUACGCCGCGAGCCGGGCGGGGCGCGUCGGGAACAUGGCGCGCUCGAAGCUCAGUCCGAGCCGGCGGGAUCCUGCGGGGAGAGGGGCGGGGUGUGUUUUUGUUUGCUUACCGGUCGUGCGUGGAGCGGACGCGCGCACUCACUGUGCAGGCUCAUCGUGUUCUGGAGGUUGAGGGGGAGGCCCUGGCGGCAGGGAAACACGCGCAAUCGGCGCAGGGAUGUCAUGCGGCCGAGCGCGAUGUGGAGGCUCGAGAGAGGCGUAUCGGGCGCUGCGUCUGCCUGAUCCUGCUUCGGAGAGUGGAAGACACGCCCGUCAUUGGCGACGUCUGCCCACUCUAUGCGCGAUAGGAGGGAAGGCGCGGCGUAGAGCACGAAGGCGUGUAUCUGGUGCUCGUGCAGAAGGGAGACGUAACGGCGGAAGGUGGUGCCCGCCUCUUCUGCGAUUUGGCGGCAGGUGUGAAGGAGCCGAAAGUGGGCGUUGGACGGCUGCAGUUUCUUGCGAACGUGCUGAUGGUCAGCCAGGACAUGGUCGUAAAUGUGGAGUCUGAGCUCUGUGGGUAGCUGGAGGAAGGAGGCCAUAGAGAGGGAAGGGACGAGAGCGUGGGCUCACAAACCACCUAUGAACGGAUGCGAAUAGC